AACUUAAACUGAAAUCAGAACUAAUAUAAAAAUGUCGGCGUCACCAGCCCUAAAUUCAAUUUCCGCCGCCACGAAGAACACAGUUACACCACGAACACCGCCAGAAGCCGUUCGACCCCAUUCCGUCGGAUAAAUCGCCGCCGCGGUGCGCGUGAACCGCAUAUAUCCCCGUUCCGGCUGAUAAAUCGCUUGUUUCAGGCCGGAACUCUAUCGCGGUGGCCUCCGCUCCGGUUCCAGUAACCCCCGUUCCGGCCUCUGUAGCGGCGUUCCUUCGGUGAACCAUGGUUGUUUGAAUUGCCAAGAGAAGAGAGAGAGAGAGAGUAGAAAGGAGAGAGAAUGGUAUUAUCAAACAAGAAGCUGAAGCAAAAGCUUAGAGCUGCUAAAGCUGAAUUAAUUGUUACAUCAGAAGCUGGGAAUAAAGCUGACAAAAUUCCCGAGGGUUUGAAGACGACGGUUCCGAAUCCAAUAGCGCGAAAACCCAAAUUAUCUAAACGUGAAAUACUAAUACAGGAAGCCAAUGGAGAGAUUAUCGAAAAGGAAGAAAUGAUUGACGAUGCCAAUGAAAAGGAAGAAAAUGUGGAGGUGGAGACGAAGAUGAAGAAAAGGAAGAGAGAUGAAAGUGAGGCAUUGGUGGAGAAGAAACCAAAGCAGUUGAAGAAAAAGAAGAAGACGAAGAAAAAGAAGAAAGCAAAGAAGAAUGUGGGAGAUGGAAAAGUCAACGAGGAAGGGGUCGACCAGAAUGGGAGGAGUGGAGCUAUUACAGAGCAAAUUGUUGCAAAAAAAGUUGAGACCAUUGUGAGAAAACCCGUUGAGAUAUCUUCUUCGAGAAUAUAUGUUGGAGGCAUUCCUUACUACUCGACCGAGGAUGAUAUUAGGAGUUUCUUCGAAGGCUGUGGUACAAUUACCUCUAUUGACUGUAUGACUUUUCCGGAUACUGGAAAGUUCCGAGGAAUUGCCAUGAUCACUUUCAAGACCGAAGAAGCAUCUAAAAGAGCGUUGGCACUUGAUGGCUCCGACAUGGGUGGUUUAUUCUUGAAAGUCCAACCGUUCAAAUCGGCUAGUAGAGUAAACAAAUCAUCCAACUUCUCCCCAUCUGUAACGGCGGGCUACAACAGAAUCUACAUUGGUAAUUUAUCAUGGGAUGUAACCGAAGAUGAUUUAAAGAAACUCUUCACCGACUGCACAAUUUCCUCUAUUCGAUUCGGCCAAGACAAAGAGUCGGGCGAAUUCAAAGGAUAUGCCCACGUGGAUUUUUCCGACAGCCUUUCUCUCAACAUAGCACUGAAACUCGAUCAAACGAUACUCCAUGGUCGGCCUGUCAGGAUAAGCUGCGCUGUGCCCAAGAAAGCCAACUCCACCUCAUCAGAAAAACCCGUCUCCAAAAAUGACCAAAUCGACCCUGUUGUCGUCACUGUAGUACCAGCCGAUGAAAAUCAAGAUAAUAAUAAUAAUAAUAAUAAUAAUAAUACUAGCAGUGGGGCCCACUCAAAGAUACAGGGGCGGUCGUGUUACGAGUGUGGAGAGUAUGGCCACCUUUCAUUAUCAUGCCCAAAUAAAAAACCCGAUCUUUCAUCUUCUUGGCCGAAGAGAAAACAAACCGAUGAAGAUUUUACAAAUUUAGAAGCGAAUAAUGAAAUGAGCUCAAAAAUUCGGAGAAGGUCUUGUUAUGAAUGUGGAGAGAAAGGUCAUCUUUCUUCAGCAUGCCCUAAUAUUAAUAAUAAUAAAAAAGCCGAUCUUUCAUUAUCCGUACCGGAGAAGAAACAAGCCUAUGAUUAUACAGAACAGGCGUACUAUGAAAAUCCAGUUACUAGCACUGACGCAAGUGCUCUCAGUGCAAAGAUAAGGAGGAGAUCGUGUUACGAGUGUGGAGAGAAGGGGCAUCUUUCUUCAGCAUGCCCCAAGAUUCUUUCAGCAUCUUUGCCUGAGAAGCAAGCUGACGUGUCAUCAUCUGGUUGGCCCAAGAAACAAGCUGAUGAUUAUUCGGCUAGUGCAGGUGCAGUUGAUGAAACUGGUGGUGUCAGUUCGAAGAUACGGAGGAGAUCGUGUUACGAAUGCGGAGAGAAAGGGCAUCUUUCUUCAGCAUGCCCCAAGAUUCUUUCAGCAUCUUUACCUGAGAAACAAGCUGAUGUGGCAUCAUCUGGUUGGCCAAAGAAACAAGCUGAUGAUUAUCCGGCUAGUGCAGGUGCAGUUGAUGAUACUGGUGGUGUCAGUUCGAAGAUAAGGAGGAGAUCGUGUUACGAGUGUGGAGAGAAAGGGCAUCUUUCCUCAGCAUGCCCCAAGAUUCUUUCAGCUUCUUUACCCGAGAAGCAAGCUGACGUGGCACCAUCUUAUUGGCCGGAGAAACAAGCUGAUGUGGCACCAUCUUAUCGGCCGGAGAAACAAGCUGAUGAUUAUUCAGCUAAUUCAGGUGCAGCGAAUGGAAGUGCCGUCAGUUCGAAGAUACGGAGAAGGUCGUGUUACGAGUGUGGAGAGAAAGGCCAUCUUUCUUCAGCAUGCCCGAAGAUGCAGCAAAGCUGAUGAUUUCGACAAAAUCCAGGUGUGGUUUUUAAAUUUUGUGAUAGACGUUAAUUUAUACGUUUAAUUUUUGGCUAGUGAAAUGAUAAUUAUUUAAAAUCCUAAAUCCCAUGAAGAGGUGUCGAUUAUCAAUUCUUUCGUUUAUCGUUCUAGUUCGAUCGGGUAAGUUUUGAUUUUUGAUAGAGAAAUCGAAACUGUUGGAUGCCGUAUUUCUUAAAAGAACUCUCCUUUUUUUUCUUUGUAUUUUUUUACCAUGAAUUUUGUGUUGUCCUCAAAUAUUCAAGAUCUAGAGACUACUAAUUCCAGUGUCCUUUUAGGAUGGCUUUAGUUUGUAAGCGACCAUUGAUUCAAUUUAAUUCAUGUUAAGUUAUUG
Messenger RNA from Erythranthe guttata (spotted monkey flower), 2887 nucleotides. RefSeq names its product phragmoplastin interacting protein 1 (gene PHIP1). The record is from RefSeq and is a predicted model, not a curated record. NCBI's taxonomy places the organism in Eukaryota, Viridiplantae, Streptophyta, Magnoliopsida, Lamiales, Phrymaceae. Gene Ontology annotation, molecular function: RNA binding; zinc ion binding.